This is a messenger RNA of Seriola aureovittata, 3163 nucleotides long. RefSeq names its product aminoacyl tRNA synthase complex-interacting multifunctional protein 1-like. Gene Ontology annotation, molecular function: tRNA binding. The transcript is spliced from 4 exons. The record is from RefSeq and is a predicted model, not a curated record. NCBI's taxonomy places the organism in Eukaryota, Metazoa, Chordata, Actinopteri, Carangiformes, Carangidae. Bases 122 to 1186 code for a protein of 354 amino acids.
AUGGGUUUUUGAUUAACUAUAAACCUAUGACAUAAAUACAUGGGUUGCAAUUAUAAUCAUCAUUACUAUUAUUGUUGUUGUUGUUGUUGUUAUAUAAGAACCAACAGCUGAUAUAUAGUCAAUGAAUUGUUAUUGUUGUAAUAUUUUUUUCCUGUGGGGGGCAGUAAUUUGCCUUGUAGCAUCUAAACGGCCAAAAACCAAAGAAGAAAACGAAAACGAGGAGGACAGAAAUCAAUGCAGUAUGCAAUCUCCAAACACUGCUGAGAGAAUGGGUCGUAGUGAGGAGCUCAGUGACUUUCAGCGGGGCACUGUUGUCGGAUGCCACCUGUGUAAAAAGUCGGUGCGUGAGAUAUCCGCGCUGUUGAACCUGCCUCGCUCCACUGUGAGCUCCGUGAUUCUGAAGUGGAAACGCGGAGGGAUAACGACGGCUCUGCCCCGGAGCGGCCGACCGCACAAGCUCAAAGAGGAGGACCGCCAAAUGCUGGAGAGAGUCGCGCUGGAGAAGUGUUUGCCCUCGGUGGAAGCUCUCACCACCGAGUUUCAAACUGCCUCUGGGGCCAGUGUGAGCUCCAGGACUGUCCGCCGGGAGCUCCAUGAGAUGGGUUUCCGCGGCCGAGUGUCCACAUACAACAAGCCUAAAGGAGGGGAAAAAGUGGAAAAGAAGCAGGCUCCCUCCAGCCAAGAGGAUCCUAAAGUGGACGUGUCACGUCUGGAUUUACGUGUUGGACGUAUCAUCACAGCCAUGCAGCUUCCAGAGACUGAUAGCCUGUACAUGGAGCACGUGGAUGUGGGAGAGGCUUCUCACAGGACAGUGGUCAGUGAACUGGCUAAGCACAUACCAGUGGACCAGAUGCAGAACCGCAUGGCAGUCCUGCUGUGCAACCAGAAGCCAGCCAAGAUGAGAGGGGUGGUGUCCCAGGCUAUGGUCAUGUGUGCUAGCUCGCCAGACAAAGUCGAAAUCCUUGAUCCUCCAGUUGGAGCACUACCAGGGGACAGAGUAACUUUUCAGGGCUGCCCAGGUGAACCAGAUAAAGAGUUGAACCCCAAAAAGAAGAUUUGGGAGCAGAUUCAGCCAGACCUUCGCACGGAUGCCCAGUGUGUUGCAACUUACAAGGGAGCUGCCUUUGAAGUCGUCGGCAAGGGAGUUUGCAAAUCCCAAACCUUGAGCGACAGUGAAAUCAAAUAAACUAACAGCGCUGCUCGAAAUAGCUCGGCGCAAAUCCCUGCAGCCAAAAUGUUGUGGAAAGCCUUCCCAGAAGCAGUGGAGGCUGUUGAAGCAACACAGUAAUGCCAAUGAUUGUGGAAUUAGAUGUUCGACAAUCACAUGGGUGUUAUAUUCGAGUGUCCACUGUGAUACUUUUGUAGUGAAAGCCAAGGUAAAUGAUUGUGAGGAGUAUGUUUCCCUCUGUUGGACAGAUAUGAGCAUUACGGUUACAUUUUUUUUAAAUUAUGAAAAGCUGUAGUUUUGAAUUUUACCAACGGGGGGCACUACAGUACCCAUGAUAAUGCACAGUAUGUGUGUGGGGAUUUGUUGAAGUGAGACACGAGGACAACCAGCACAUAGUCAUACCGAGCAUGGUAAGAAGAAACGGGGAAAUUCCUCAGCAGAAUCCCAUUUAGUUGGGAAGUAUCUGCUAAGAUAUAGAAGCUUUCCCCUGAUGCAUAGUGGCUGUUUCCACUGAACUGCAAAAAAAAAACCCUGAAGAAGGGGACAGUUGUAGUUAGUUUUGAAAGUAAUAAGCUCAGAAGGACUUAAUUCACUUUUUGUAUAAGGUCAGUUGUUUGUUCUGCUGGAAAUGAGUGUUCUGUAUCAGUACAUAGCCUGUGGAAAGUUUGUUUGACAGAUGUGUCCUACCUAAUACAGUGUUAUACCAGAGAUCCAGACAGUGUUCUCUUCACUGAUCCUGCUUUUGUUUCCCAGGAAACUGAAUACAGACACUUUUGAAUCUGAGAUUUGGAUGUAAAAAUUUAUAUUAAUUUACUGUUUCUUCACCCAGUAACUUUUGAAACCAUCCUGCUAUUUCAUAUUGUUACUCUGUUCUUUAGAUGUUGUAACAGGUUAGUUAAACUUUAACUGUUAUAUAUCCUACUUCAUGGAACACGGUUCUGUUUCUUCAGCUUCCACCAUGAUUUAUGAUAAGCCUGCUCAUCCCCUAAGAGAAAAUGGGGAAAUGUCUUUUGAAGAGCAAAAAUAAACCAACAUAUUUUGGUUUUAAAAGAAGCUCUCUUUGUGUUUUUUUUCCCCCUCGGGAGGAGAGAGAAAACCAACUCCAUAAAAUGCGCAAAAAAAGAAAAACACAAACACACAAAGUUUUUCUUCCCGUAUUUUAAAGGAAGAACUGAGUACAUGCACAUAAAGAAGGGGAUGUGAUUCAGGAACUAAGAAGUGGAACAGACUGUACGAGACUUGAUGUUACUGUUAAUUGUUUGACAGGACCGGAGGGCUGUAAGGGAAUGGUAUCACCGUUUCCUAUACAAUGAAUACUAUUCAUUGUCACUGAGGAAGCUAUAAAUCUUCUGUCCUAGAAGCCAGAGGAUCCAGGGAGUAAUGGCUGUAUAGCUUAAUGUUUCUUCAUUAAUCCUUUUGGUCAUUAUGUAUUACACUAGACAUGACAUCUUCCUUUGUUUCUAAUGGUUGUAAUAAGGAAACUAAAGUUGUUUUUGUAAGCAGUAGAAAGAAAGAUGGAGGCAUUUUUCAUCUCAAGCUGAUGUGUGUGUGUUGACUAACACCCCAGGCUGACAUUAGUAAAAUCGCUUGAAUAUAAAAAGAUCAUGAAGUGGUUAUAUUAAUGUCAUGUCACCUGCCCACCUACCCACCCAUUCACUUUCAUUACAAUAUACUUGUGUACAAAACCCAUAGAGGAAACCAUACUGUAAAAGGUAAUCACUCAUUUCUGUCCCUGCAUCUGCAAUAACAACUGAGGUGGAGGAGUCAAUCCUGUAAAUGUGCAGCCUGUCGUGUCGAGUUGGUGCGGUUUCCCGGAGGGGAAAGUUGGUAAACAACCACUUGAAGCUUCGUUUCAGCUGAGCUGAGUCAAACUAUGAAUAAAGUGCUGCACCCCCUCUUUCUGCAUCCUGUUUUUGAAAGACCACAAAGGGCAGGAAACCCAGCAAAACUCACAGAUGUGUGUGUCAUAAUUAGUGUCAUUUGUGUGAUAUUUAA